This is a messenger RNA of Alligator mississippiensis (American alligator), 2406 nucleotides long. It is a transcript of the gene TMEM107, whose product is annotated as transmembrane protein 107. Gene Ontology annotation, biological process: protein localization to ciliary transition zone; non-motile cilium assembly. Lineage: Eukaryota; Metazoa; Chordata; Crocodylia; Alligatoridae. Gene Ontology annotation, cellular component: MKS complex. Bases 1042 to 1500 code for a protein of 152 amino acids. The record is from RefSeq and is a predicted model, not a curated record. The transcript is spliced from 6 exons.
UGCCCCUUGUGUGUCUUUCCGUAUGUGUGCGCAUGUGUGUGUGUGAGAUGCCUGGGGAGUGUGUGUGUGAUAGCAAGUAUGUGUGUGUGUGUGUACCAAGCAGUGCGAAAACUGGGGGCUCCAGUAGGGCAGGCUCCCCCCGCCCGGAACUCCCCUCUGGCCCCUCCCCAGCCCCGGCAGGCGGGACCCCCCACGGGAGCCGAGGCAGGCGACGAGGAGGACGAUGCGGACCCGGAGCAGGGGCUCGGGAAGCCCGGGCCGCGCCAGGCAGGGCCGCUUUUGCCCAGUUGUAUCACGUUACAUUUACCGCGCGUGCCCGCGCCGUGGCGGCUGCACUCCGGCGGCUGCCUCAGGGCCCGGGGCCAGCUGGGGCUCCCAGGGGUCCGGCAGGACGGGGGGGGGCGGGGGCGGGACGUCUAUGGCGUUGUGUCCUGGCAGCCGUCCUGGCACGUGCGCGGUCGGCACACCGCCCCCGCCAGCCCCGGGGCCGAGCCCGCAAUUGCCCGCAGCUCGCGGGCGCGCGUCGUAGGCGGGGGAAUACGGUAGCCGGAGACUUCGCGUCGUAGGCGGGGGGCGGGGGGUGAGCCGCCCCCGUCGCGGGGCGGGGUCCUGCGCUUGGGGCCCCCAUCGUAGCACCCCGUGGGGGGGGGGGCAGCAUUAACCCCUCAGGUGCCAGAGCCCGCAAGGGGGGGGCAUUUGCCCAUGGCGAGGGAUUACCCUUCUUCCACGGGGGGGUGCUGCCAUUUGCCCAUGGGGGGGACUUUCCCUUGCGGGGGGAGAGCUGGUGCCAAAAAUGCCCCCCUCCCCGGCAACUAUGGGGGGGCAGCCCGACCCCGCGCGCGGAGCCCCCGGGGCAUUUCGAGCCCGACGCCUUCACCGCUCGGGGCGGCCACGUCACUCCGGGUAUGACGUCAGCGCGGGGUGACGUCACACCGCAGGGCACAGCUUGCCCCCCCAGCAGAGCGCCGGGCGUUACCCGGGGAGGGGGAGGGGCGCGGGGGCCGCCGGGAAGGGGGCGGGGCGUUGCCGGGCACCGGCCCGAUGGCGGCGGCGGCGGCGCUGGUCCCGUGGCGGUUCCUGGCGCUCGUGGCCCAUCUCGUCAUCGUCAUCGGCGCCUUCUGGGCCCGGGAGGACAACGUCCGGGCAUCGCUGCCCCUGGACCACACGCCCGAGGAGUACGGCCGCCGCGACACCGAGCUGGUGGUGGCCCUGUCGGUGACGCUGGGGCUCUUCGCGGUGGAGCUGGCUGGCUUCCUCUCAGGGGUCUCCAUGUUCAACCCUCUGCAGGGCCUGCUCUCCUGCGGGGCCCACGUGGGCGCUGCCCUUGCCCUCCUCUUCGUCCUCUUCGAGCAGUGGGACAGCGCCACUUACUGGGGGAUCUUUGCCUGCGGCAGGUGCCCCUGGAUCAGGGCUGUCCGGGUCCCGGGUGCUUUCCCUGACAAGCAAGCGCAGCACUGGGGGCGCAUUGUGGCGCAGCCAUCAGCCUCUCCCUCUUCCUGAGCGCGCACUGGGAGAGUGCCUCCUACUGGUACAUCCUGGGCACCUGCAGCUUUCAGGGGGAAAAUGGUCCUAAGUGAACUCCAGUUCUACAACCAGAAAUUGAUAGCAGAGGGCAGUGAGGACACACUCAAAUCCACCUGGCACAGGAUCUUCCAAGACCUCCCCCAGCAGGGAGACGGAUAGCGAGACUGAAGAGGACAAAGGAGGACAGCAGCAGUGGCUCCUCCAGCGGGAGGGACAGUGACACUGACACCAGAUGAACUGAGAUUUUAAACCCCGUAACCAGGGGGUGGACUAAAGCAGCGGUUCUCAGCCCGUGGGUCACAAGAAUACAGGCAGUCCUCGACUUAACAACGUUUCGAGUUACAACGUUUCACACUUACAAUGUUUAUAAAUUGACACCCUGUUUCAACUUUCUGACGUCAGUUUCGACUUUACAACACUUGAUCUGACACCAAGCCACGGCAGCGAACAUGUUCGCUGCGUCACCCAUCUCCCUGGAGAACGUCUCCUUGGACACUUUCUUUAAAAAAGCAGACGAGACUCCAGACGAACCUGCAGCCAGCACUCCUGAGAAGACUCCAGCCAAGAACCCUUCAAAAAGUCCAGCAAAGUCACCUUGAAGAAGUCCUUCCAAACAAUAUGAUUGCUAUCUACAAUAUAAAUGCAUUAAUGUAGCUAUAUUACUCAACUAUAAUUGAUAGAGUACAAAAUUCUGGGUUAUUUUUGGUGAAAAUAGGGUAUUGGGCCUUGGUUCAGGAACCAAUCCCCCAUUUAUAACAUUGUUUCCUAUGGGAAAAAUCGAUUCCGAGUUACAAAGUUUCAUGAACCAAUAGUGGUGUAAGUCUGAGGACUGCCUGUAUACGAAAGGGUUGCAAACAAACUUUAAAAAACUGAUUCACUGGA